This is a messenger RNA of Trichosurus vulpecula (common brushtail), 2959 nucleotides long. It is a transcript of the gene MYCBPAP, whose product is annotated as MYCBP associated protein. The record is from RefSeq and is a predicted model, not a curated record. Lineage: Eukaryota; Metazoa; Chordata; Mammalia; Diprotodontia; Phalangeridae. The transcript is spliced from 19 exons. The coding region runs from base 1 to 2904 and encodes 967 amino acids.
AUGAAGGCUCACAAGAAGGAACCGCGGACCAAAACUCCCCCGGGUAAUACCUGGGGUUCUCUGGGAGAUGUGAGCCUAAUACAGGCCUCUCCUUUAGCACACCUGUAUAAAAACGUUUGCAAACAGACUGUCCCUUGCCUUCCAGAGAGGAGACGAGCGAAGCUCACUGAACUCGUCACUCCUCCCAUCCAGGAGGAACCGGAGCCUGUCAGCAAUGUCCUGCAGGGAGAUGAUAUCCUGGCUUUGGCCAUUAAACAGGAGGACUUAAAGAAGCAACACAUUCCCCGUCCUCCUGCCCCAGAGGAGAAAACUGUUACCCAUCAAGUUUUCAUUCGAAAGCAUAAAAUCCAAAAGGUCAAGAAGGCAAAGCGUCACUUAGUAGCUCGCCCUGCUACUCCUGAAGCAGCCACAAAGCCCUUGGAUUACUCUGGGCCAGCAGAAGAAAGCCCUGAUGGCAAAGAACAGAUUCUCCCCCACAACAUUUUGGGAACUCUUUAUGACUUCAAGAGAAUCGCAGUUGCCCGAGGAAACACCAAGUUAGCCGAAAUGAUCCCAGAAACCACCGGUGUGGACAGUGUCAUCAUUGCAGUACCAGAGGAGCCAAAGAAACAACCCAAAAAAGAGAAGGUAGAUCUGUGGGUACCACCUUCUCAGCAUAAAUCUCUGAAGAACUGGAAACGCAACAUGACCUUGAGGAAGAAGCAGCAAGAAGCUCUAAGCGAACAUCUGAAGAAGCCAGUGAAUGAGCUGCUGAUGAAUACAGGGGAGGGCUUCAGACGGGUACAGGAAGAAAGGAAUCUGAUUGAACGUUCCAUUUCUGUUUUACAUUAUGGGAAGGGCACUGAGGUCGACUGUGAUUUCUGGAGCCAGCCUGAGUAUAUUGGAGAUGAACUAACAGGUCUGGUGACCCAGUGGCCUCGUAGCUACCGACAGCCCAUCAUUCAUAUAGGGAAGCCCCUGAGCAUUCAGAUGGAGUCAGGACUGCCAUCCAUGAGGGAGCCUUGGUUCCGUUUCACAUGGGAUAAGAGUCUCUUUUUAAUUGACCGACGAAAGGAGCUCCAGGGCAUCCUGAAGGAGUUGGACUUCAACCAGCCGGACAUUGAUGGCCUCGAAGUGGUUGGUAAAGGACAUCCUUUCUCAUCUGUCUCUGCACAGCACUUCGCAGUCUUUAAAGAUGUCAAGGAAAGUACAUCUAACGAAGUGACUUCAGAUCCCUUAGCUGAGUAUCCCGAUGUGGUUCCCAUGCCUUUUCUUGGUCCUUCUUUGCUAUUUUGUGGAAAACCAGCAUGCUGGAUCGACAGUAACCUACCACCGGGAGAGAGGCAUAUUGGCAUCGCUGUCCGUUUGACCUUUGAGACCAUGGAAGGGGAGAGAACAUCUUCUGUCCUAACAGUUGUAAACAAUGGCACUUCAGCUGUUUGGUAUGACUGGAGGAGGCUGCAACAGCCUGAUGCUUUUGAAGAGUUUAAGGAGAGCAAACGGCAGCGGUUUUACUUCAACACCAAGGAAGGUGUGAUUCUUCCUGGGGAAACGAAGGAGUAUAUCUUCUUCUUCAUGUCUUCGAACGCGGGAAUCUUCAGGGAGAGCUGGGAGUUUGGAACCCACCCAACACUGUUAGGGGGAGCUUUGCUGCAAGUCACUCUACGGGCUGUUGCCCUGAGCCAAGACGUUUUGAAGUCAGAAAGAAAGUUACUGAAGGCCAAACUAGCUUCCCAAGAAGCUGUCACCAUUGUGGAGGACAUGCUGAAUGAGUUGCUGAGAGGGAUCUGGCCCACGCAGCGAGCCUCAUCCCCAGUUGAUGCCUACCUCACUGAGGAAGAUCUGUUCUGCUACAGGAACCCUCAGCUACAUUAUCAGCAUCAAGUGAUCCGAGAACUCCAAGAAUUGUGGAAUGAAUACAUGGUCCCAUCCCCACCGACCCCCCCUGAAGAGGAGGAAGCUGAACUAGCCCCCGUGGAGGAGGAAGUGAUAGUCCCAAAGUUCCCAGUGGGUUCUGAUAAGAGCAUUACAGGGGAGAAGGCUAAGGGCUCUGUGGGGGAAAGCCAGAAGGGCUCAAAGGGGAGUCCUUCACCCAAGAAUGAGUCCAAGGCGAAUCUCCUGCCCCAGAAGAAUACUAUAUUCAAGGUGAUCGAAAGCCAGAGGGAACCAGAAGAGGAGGCUGUGGAGGUGCCCGAGGAGUCAGACACAACGAUCCCUGAGUAUCCCAAGUGGAAUCUUUGUGUGGAUGAUUUCAAAAAGGCAGUGUUGGAUCUCCCUGAAGAGGAGCAGAGAGAGGAUGCUCUUACCAGACUCAACAAGGGGGCCCUGGAGCUAUGCUCAGAGCAGAGGCCGCUGCAAUCAGACCUCCUGUACCAGAUGUGUUUCCAGCUGUGGCGCGAUGUAGUUGAUGGUCUGGUGAGCCAUUCCAUGUGGCUGAAGUCUCUGUUCGGCCUGCCUGAGAAGGAUACCAUCUAUCUAGAGGUCCAAGAGGAGCAAGUCGAAGCAAAACCAUCUGGGAAAAUUGGAAAAGAAGAACGGAAACCUGCGGCUCAGGAAAAGAAGCAGAGUGGUGGGAAAGAAAAAGAGGAGAAGAAAGGAGGUGCAAAGUCACCAGGAAGAGAGGAUCGUGCCAACAGCAAGAAGCACAGGGGAAGGGAAGAGAAGAAAUUACAGAAAUCCCCAACUCGGGAUGCGAAAGAAAGAGUAUCUUCGGAAGAAUUACCUCGUGAGCAGACAGCCUCCCCAUUUGAACCAGUAGAUCCUCUAAUCCAAGAGAAAUAUAAUCAGAGGCUUUACAUCGAGGUCUAUGGGCUGCUGGACUCCUUAGUGACUGACAUGAUGCUCCUAUCUGAUGAGCUGAAGACCUCCACCGCAACCCAGCUGGAAACUCUCAAGCCUCUCAAACCUUUCUCUUUUCCUGCCUGACUCUGUCUCUGAGCAGCCUUCAGGGAAAUAAAAAUAAAUGUGUAGGCUUCCACAA